CUGAGGGUGUGAACUGUGAAACUCUGUCCAUGAAUAGUAACAGUAUAUCAGUGUAGCUGACAUGCUCCCUCUUGCUUAUCUCCAACACACAGAGCCAAAGACCAUGUUCAACAAGGAUCCCCUGCUACUGGUCCUCCAAGCCUGACGACUCCACAGGACUCAGGAGCCCCUGCUACUGGCCCUCCAAGCCUGACGACUCCACAGGACUCAGGAGCCCCCUGCUACUGGUCCUCCAAGCCUGACGACUCCACAGGACUCAGGAGCCCCCUGCUACUGGUCCUCCAAGCCUGACGACUCCACAGGACUCAGGAGCCCCCUGCUACUGGUCCUCCAAGCCUGACGACUCCACAGGACUCAGAAGAAGCUAGAGCUUGACCCCAUUGGAGUGCCACUAUGGGGAAUGUGAUGAGGGGUGGGGAAAAUAGCAACGAAACAAAUACAAACUGCCAUGACAGCGCACUAAAGGGAGAAGACGACACACUUGUCGUUCUCCAUGACUAUCCUUUUCCAGACAUCAGUGAGCCGAUCUUCAGGAUGGGAGAGAAGCUGAGGGUCUUGUCUCAGGAAGGUAACUGGUGGAGAGUCCGGUCUGGCCAAUCAGGAAGGGAGAACUACAUCCCUAAUAACUAUGUUGCCAAAGUCUACCAUGGAUGGUUGUUUGAGGGAGUGGCGAGGCAGAAGGCGGAGGAACUACUUCGCCUCCCUGUAAACAGAGUGGGUUCCUUCAUGGUCAGAGAGAGCACACAGCAGAGAGGUGUCUACUCCAUGUCUGUAAAGCACAGAUCCAUCAAGCACUAUAAAAUCUAUCGCUUGGAGAACAACGGCUGGUACUAUAUCUCUCCUCGUCUGACCUUCCAGUGCCUGGAAGAGAUGGUCAACCACUACUGUGACUCUGCAGAUGGGCUUUGCUGUGUUCUCACUGGCCCGUGUUUGUGUGGGACCGCCAACCUCCUCGACACCACCACUCAGCCACCCCCUGUAGUGAUGCGCCGCAAUAACUUUGACUGGAAGAAAGUAGACAGGAAAGAUCUGAUCAGUGCAGGGGCUCCCCAGGGGCAGCAGAACAGGGACACCAUGGUGAGCUAUGGAGUCAGGAACAGCAUUGCCUCUUACCUCUCUCUUGCCGGGGCUCAGGGCCCUAGACAGCAGCAGAAGAACCACAAGAAGAAUAAAUCUGUCUACGUCACCUCCCACAGUCUCAGCCAUAUGGACCUGGAGGAGGACUAUGAUACGUAGUGGCCUGCAUAGGCCAGUGGUUCUCAAACCUCUCUUUGGGGACCCCCAGACGUCCAUGUAUUUGAUCUAUUUCAGAGCUAACACACUUGAUUCAACUUGUCAACUAAUCAACAUGUACUUGACUAGGUGAAUCACGUCAGCUAGUAAGGGCUAUAACAAAAUUGUGAAACGUCUAGGGGUCCCCGAGGACAGGUUUGAGAAGAACUGGCCUAGGCUACCAGAUUCGGCAUGGGUUCGAAUCCAACCCACUGCCUUUCUGACUUGCUAUCUUUGUUGUCGCAUCUUCACUGUCCUAUCUCAAUAACAGAAAUGAAGCCCACAGAAAAUAAGUUUUAAAAAAGACUAUGAGACUAAGAGGAGCAACGGCUCAAGGAUCCAGACUUUGACACAGAAAUUAGCACUUUGAACCAUGGAACUGGAUAAACUAACGUUUUUUCUUCUGAUCUCGACACCCAGAACCAAAUCUUGCGGGGUGGCCAGAGUCCCUAUUUAAAUGUUAACCUCUGUUACGAGAUACUAUAUUUUCCUCCAAUACACACACUGCUCCUUAUCUGAGCCUUUGGGAUUGAACUGAUAAGGAAUUGGAAGCUCAGUGGGAUAAAUCAACAUUGAAGUUGAAGUCCGUCCAGAGUCCAGAGCACUGACCGAGUGUCCUGCAAAAAUACAACACGUUAGCAUCAUGACAGUCGAUAAAAUAGUUGAAUGCUGUGUUGUGGGUGUUUGUGUGAAUGUGCAAUAUUCUGGGGAAAGAAACAUGGAAAGAAAGGGGAAUACCUAGACAGCUGCACAACUGAAUGCAUUCAACUGAACAUGUGUCUUCCACAUUUAACCCAACCCCUCUGAAUCAGAAAGGUGCGGGGGGCUGAUUGUUGUUAUUGUGGAUGUGUGUAAAUGUCAAUGGUUACCAGCUUCAGAAGCUUUAGCCUGACCCCUUGCAAAGUGAUUUCUGUUGAGUACAUGUUCAUAUAAAUAAAAGUAAGGUAUUGUAUAA
Oncorhynchus nerka (sockeye salmon) is the source of this 2227-nucleotide messenger RNA. Its product is annotated as src-like-adapter. Gene Ontology annotation, cellular component: cytoplasm; COP9 signalosome; nucleoplasm. The transcript is spliced from 8 exons. Gene Ontology annotation, biological process: signal transduction; regulation of MAPK cascade. The coding region runs from base 394 to 1236 and encodes 280 amino acids. NCBI's taxonomy places the organism in Eukaryota, Metazoa, Chordata, Actinopteri, Salmoniformes, Salmonidae. Gene Ontology annotation, molecular function: epidermal growth factor receptor binding; phosphotyrosine residue binding. The record is from RefSeq and is a predicted model, not a curated record.